This is a messenger RNA of Drosophila biarmipes, 3133 nucleotides long. It is a transcript of the gene mbt, whose product is annotated as serine/threonine-protein kinase PAK mbt. Gene Ontology annotation, biological process: regulation of MAPK cascade; protein phosphorylation; intracellular signal transduction. The transcript has 4 exons. The record is from RefSeq and is a predicted model, not a curated record. Gene Ontology annotation, molecular function: ATP binding; protein serine/threonine kinase activity. Lineage: Eukaryota; Metazoa; Arthropoda; Insecta; Diptera; Drosophilidae. Gene Ontology annotation, cellular component: cytoplasm. Bases 368 to 2287 code for a protein of 639 amino acids.
CAGUCACGAUAAAAUAAACACCACCUCUAUUUCUGGCAUCGGCAAUUAUUUCCCUAAGUUUAUAUUUUUGCUCCCCGAAUCGCUCGUGCUGUCGCCUCGAGGGCGAUAUGUGCUGACCACUGGAGCGCCUGGUAUAUCGGUUGCGGACUCCCAUUUGGACACACCAGACCAAGCGCAGUUUCCAGUCGCGUCCGCUGCUAUGUGCGAGUGUGCGUGCCCGUGUCCGUGCAUGCGUCUGUGUGUAGUCGAGAAAUAAGAAAAUAAAUAAAAGGGAGAGAGCGGGAGCGAAGCGGAGAAGAGUGAGAGAAAAGGGCGGCAAACAGGCAGAAAUUUGGAGCACGGGAAAUCCACGGAGUCGUCGCUGAAGAUGUUCUCGAAGAAGAAAAAGAAACCGCUGAUCUCGAUGCCCAGCAACUUCGAGCACCGCGUCCACACGGGCUUCGACAAGCGGGAGAACAAAUACGUGGGCCUGCCCCUCCAGUGGGCCUCCAUUGUGGGCAACAACCAGAUCCUCAAGUCCUCCAACCGCCCGCUGCCCCUCGUCGAUCCCUCCGAGAUCACGCCCACCGAGAUCCUCGACCUCAAGACCAUUGUGCGUCCGCACCACAACAACAACAAGGCGGACACCACGUCGCUCAACAGCAGCAGCACCAUGAUGAUGGGCUCCAUGGCGCCGAUGAAUCCCAUGGCCCCCGGCUCGCUUUCCCUGAUGAACCAUGGCCCCGGCAUGAUGAUGCCACCCGAGGCGGGCGGCAUCAUACUGCCCAAGACCUCGCAUGUGGCCAGGUCCAAUUCGCUGAGGAGCUCCAGUCCGCCGCGGGUUCGCCGAGUGGCCAAUGUACCGCCAUCGGUGCCUGAGGAGGAGGGUCCUCCGACAGCAGGCGGCGGAGGAGGCGGUGGCGCCUUCAAGCCCCCCAAUCCUGGUGGCCAUCCCGCCCUGCUCUACACCAGUCAGCAUGCGCAUGCCAAUGGAGCCACUGGCCCGCUGGCCGUGCGCACGGAUCAGACCAACCUGCAGCAGUAUCGCAGCAAUCUGGCCCCGCCAUCCGGCGGCUCCAUUCCCCAGCACCAGCAGCAGCAGCAGCAGACCUCGCCCGUGGGUUCGGUGGCCAGCGGCACGCGAUCCAAUCACUCGCACACGAACAAUGGCAACAGCGGCAGCUAUCCUCCCAUGUAUCCCACAAACCAUCAGCAGCAGCAGCAACAGCAGCAGCAGCAGGCCAAACAGGGCGGCGAUCAGAACCAAAACCCCCUGCAUCCACAUGCCCAUCCGCACCAGCAUCCGCAUCCCCACCAGCACCUGGCCAAGUCGGCUUCCCGGGCCUCCAGCUCCAGCGGCGGAGCCAGCAGUGCCGCCCAGCAGGCGGGCGGAGCGGGUGGUCAGCCAAAGCAGGACCAGCGCCUGACGCACGAACAGUUCCGUGCCGCCCUGCAAAUGGUGGUUUCCGCCGGCGAUCCGCGCGAGAACCUCGACCAUUUCAACAAAAUAGGCGAGGGCUCCACGGGCACUGUAUGCAUUGCCACGGACAAAUCGACAGGUCGCCAGGUGGCCGUGAAGAAGAUGGACCUGCGCAAACAGCAGCGGCGCGAGCUGCUCUUCAAUGAGGUGGUCAUCAUGCGCGACUACCAUCAUCCCAAUAUCGUGGAGACAUACUCCAGCUUUCUGGUCAACGACGAGCUCUGGGUGGUGAUGGAGUACCUCGAGGGCGGCGCCCUCACCGACAUUGUCACCCACUCGCGGAUGGACGAGGAGCAGAUAGCCACCGUCUGCAAGCAGUGCUUGAAGGCUUUGGCCUAUUUGCACUCACAGGGCGUCAUCCACCGCGACAUCAAGUCGGACUCCAUUCUGCUGGCCGCCGAUGGACGGGUGAAGCUCUCCGACUUUGGCUUCUGCGCCCAGGUAUCCCAGGAGCUGCCCAAGCGCAAAAGUCUGGUGGGCACGCCGUACUGGAUGUCGCCGGAGGUCAUCUCACGCCUGCCCUACGGCCCCGAGGUGGACAUCUGGUCGCUGGGCAUCAUGGUCAUCGAGAUGGUGGACGGCGAGCCGCCGUUCUUCAACGAACCGCCGCUGCAGGCGAUGCGCCGCAUACGUGACAUGCAGCCGCCCAACCUGAAGAAUGCCCACAAGGUGUCGCCGCGCCUGCAAUCCUUCCUGGACCGAAUGCUGGUGCGGGAUCCGGCGCAGCGAGCCACGGCCGCGGAGCUGCUGGCCCAUCCUUUCCUGCGCCAGGCGGGGCCGCCAUCGCUGCUGGUGCCCUUGAUGCGGAACGCAAGACACCAUCCGUAGAUGGAGGACAGAGGAAGCCCUAACCAAUCCCCCAGCCCACUGACAACGGUCCCCGACGACCCUACGUGGGCAUCCAUUUAUGAAAUUCUAGUAUUAACAUUCAGUUUGGCAACUGUACUUAAUCCCUCGAAACGUUGUAAAGUCAUUUAAGCCAGCGCACCCACAUUUUAGCCACUCUCCCACAUACCAUAUCCGAACCCAUAUCCCGUCACAUUCCCACUGCCGUUCCAGAAGAGAAUGCAAUGUGCCUUUCAAUCGCCUCCAAGAAUCGAUAUAAAUGUAGCAUUUAUCCGCCCCGAGGACCACCAUCAUUUACCAUUAUGUAUAAUUAUUUCUGCAUUUUGCUCUCUUCUUGUCAAUAUUAAUUUGUGUGUGCAUGUGUGUUUGAUUUUUUUUAACAAGCCCAUAAAACAUUGUUCGAAUAUAUAUUAUGUAAACGCUAAGAGAUAAUGUUAAAACUCGAUAUAUAUAUACACAUAUAUUUUUUAUAAAAACAAACCUAAGCCUAAGCAAAGCGAAAACAACGAAGGUGUGAAUCGAAAAGAGACGGAUGCGCGCGGGCGGUGAGCGAGAGAGAAGGAGAUGGAAAGCGCGCUGGAGAAGCAUAUUAAAUUUUGGACAUAUUUUUAUUAGACGUAUAACUUAUUAGGCCCCACUCUAAAGCGUCUGAUGAACAUUGACAUAUGACCGUGUGAAAUGUUAACGCUCCGGACAUAUACGUACAUUUAAACACAUUCCCGAUUUCGAAAAUAUCUUUUAGAUCGUUUAGCUUACAUUCUUUGUUCUGUUUUUUGAUUUAACCCGUGUAAUUAUUAAUUAAUGAAUAAACCGAAAUGCAAAAAUGUU